Molecule: messenger RNA, 701 nt
Organism: Spirometra erinaceieuropaei
Lineage: Eukaryota; Metazoa; Platyhelminthes; Cestoda; Diphyllobothriidea; Diphyllobothriidae
Source: the annotation of a GenBank genome assembly
AUGCAGGAGGUUAUUCUCGGCAAGCAGGUUGCUGAUGACGGCGUCAUUGUCAUCGAACCAGUCCUGAUGUUGGUGACGAGGUUGACUGGACCAUGUGCCUCAGUUGACACCAUCGGCUCUCUACGGGAGCGUUCUCGUCGGCGGCGACUGAAGGUUGGCGGGUCGCUGAGCCAACUCUUUGGUGAAAUGGAUAUGAUGAGCAGACACAUUCAACAAAGCAGUAUUCAGCUUACCUGUGGGUACCAUACCUUAAGGUCACCUGCGAGGCUGUAGGUGAGUCCUCAUCUUGGAUAUGAUGAAGCAAUGGUCAGCUCAUCCGUCCCCACCCGGGAUCGCCUUUGUCACCAGCACGUCCCGCUGGUCUCGCCUCCGGACGAGGGCAUAGUCCAGCCGGUGCCACUGACGCAAUCGGGGAUGCAUCCCGGUGGCCUUCUCUCGCAUCGGAAGCCAGAAGAAUGUGUUGGUCAGGAGGAGGCGGUGCUCUGCGCAGGUUCGCAGGAGAGCAGGAAAUUGUCAUUGAAGCCGCCGAGACCAUUAGGACCCAGCACUCCUCUCCAGACAGCAUGGCCUCUGUCGAUGUGGGCAUUGGCGUCACCAAGGCCAUUCAAGUUAUCCGCCUUCGACACAGUCGUCUGGAGGACGUUCAGGUCCUCGUAGAAUUUGUUCGUUUCCUCGUCAGGUCUGGUCAUUGGGGUGGAUAG